Messenger RNA from Plasmodium gallinaceum, 5481 nucleotides. It is a transcript of the gene SET10, whose product is annotated as histone-lysine N-methyltransferase, H3 lysine-4 specific, putative. The coding region runs from base 1 to 5481 and encodes 1826 amino acids. The transcript has a single exon. Lineage: Eukaryota; Apicomplexa; Aconoidasida; Haemosporida; Plasmodiidae. The record is from RefSeq and is a predicted model, not a curated record.
AUGAGUGCUUCUCCGAUCAAAUAUGAGUCAAAAAUUUUAAGUAAUUUAGCUAAUAUGCUAAAAUUAAGCGAAAAAUCAGAUAAAGAAAUAUUAAGUGAGAUUAAAGAAGAUAAUUCAUCGAUUAAAUUUGAAAUCGAUGAAGAUAUAAAAAAAGUUCUUGAUAUGGAUAAAAUUAAUUGCACAUGUGAAGAGUCAAAAAAAAGAAUUGAAGGAUACACAGGGAAGAAAUUUGAAUACUAUUAUAAUGUUGAAACUUAUGGAGUAGAUUUCUUUUUAGAUAUAUGUAGUGCUUUAUGUAGAUCAAAUUAUAAACCUUUUUUAACUGAAGAAGGAAAAAAUGAAAUAAUGAAUGGAUUAAAAAUUAGAAGAAAUUCAAAUUUAUAUAAAUACGUUUCUUUUUUUUUAAGUAAGGAAAGAUUAAAUAGAGAUAGGUUAAAUGAUGGAAAAACACCUGAAAAUAUAUUUCAUUGUUUUAAAUGUUUAAAAAGUGUUUUACAUAUUUAUGUAGAUGAUCGAGAAAAUUCGAACAAAAAAAUGUAUUUAAAAGAUAAAUAUAUAACUGAAGAAAUAGAAGAUAAAAUAGAAAAUGAGAUUUUAAGAGAAAAAGGAAAUUUUCAAAAAAAAGAAGACAUUAGAGAAGGAAUAAUAUCAGUCGGUAAAUAUAAAUCAGAAUUAACUUCUUUAAGUAGAAGAUCGAAUGAAAAAAUUAUGAAAGACAUUUUUGAACAUACAAAAAAUAUGAAAAUGCGAAAAGAGUAUUCAUUAAACAAAGAUAAUAUAAAAAAAAGUAACACAUUUGAAAAUGUUAAUAAUUAUAAAAAAGACGAUUUUUAUGAUAGAAGUCAAUUAAUAAAAAAUAAUGAUAGUAUUCUAAGUUUUUCAAAUGAAAAAAUUGAUAAAAGAUAUCAAAGUGUAAACAAAAAUAAAAAAUUAGAUUCUCAAAAUAAAGUAUUAAAAAGAAAUUCUUACAAAAAAAAUAAUAAUGCAUCUGCAUAUUUUUAUGACCAAAAAAAAGAGGAGAAACAAGUUACACCAAAAAAUAAAAAAAAUAAAAAUGAUAUAAAUUUAUUUUUAAAUAAAAAUGAAAAUAAUAAAAUGUGCAAAAAUAAUUCAAUUUAUUUAGAAAAUAGUACUGAUAAAAAUGUAAGAAGUAAAAUGCUAAUUAAAAAAGGAAACAUUAAUAAAACGGUAAAAAAAAAAAUAGAAAAAGGAAAUAGAUAUAAGAACAGAACCUCUUAUGAAUUGAAAAAUAAUAAUAAUUCACAACAAAAAGAAAAAAGUAAAAUGCAUAAUGAAACAGUAAAUAGUAUUGUAGUAUCUAAUGAGGUACAAAAAAAUAAAGAAACAGAUUUUGAAAAUUAUAAUAAUUCAGUUGAAAUAAAAAAUGAUAAUAGUUCAAAUGAAAUGGAUUAUCAUAAAAAUAUAGAUGAGAUAAAAUUUAACAGUACAACGGAUGAUAUAAAUAAAAAUGAAAUAAUAGCAGAUACAUUGGAAAAUAAAGAAAUAUUAUUUGAUGAAAUAAAAAAAAAUAGCAUAAAAAAAGAGAUAAAAAUUAAUAAUAAUACAUAUGAAAUAGAAAACGAAAAGUCAAUAUCAGAAAGUUAUUCUAAUGAAGAAGAAUAUUAUUAUAAUGAAAGUGAUGGUGCAUCUUAUUCUACAGAUGAUUCUAGUUACAUAAAAUAUUUAAAAAAAAAAAAGAAAUUACAAGAACAAGGAAAAAUUGUUAUUGAUUUAGAUUUAUUACAUGGAAACUCUAUAAUAUCUGCUAAUAAACAAAAUAAAGAGGAAAAAUUACAGGAUAAAUUACGAAUAGGAGAACUAAAAAAAAUAUUAGAGGAAAAAAAAAUGGUUUUUUGUAAAAUAGAAGAUAUCGCAAAAAAGAGAAACAAAAGAUAUGUAAAAACACAAGUAUUAUCAGAAGAUUCAAAAAUAGAAAGAGUAUAUUUUAGUCAUAAAAUGAAAAAAUUCUACAAUUCUAAGUCAGGAUAUUUUGGUUGUGGUUGGUCAAACAAUAAGAUGGAAUGGACUCCUUUUAUUCAUGCACCUUUUUUUGAUAAUCAACACAAUGCAAUAUAUAAAAAUAGAAAUAAAAAAUUAUAUGAAGAAAUUUACGAUACUUUAUUACAUGGUAGAAUUCAUCCAGAUAUAAGAAUAGUGGAGUUAAAAGAUCAUAAACAUCCAGUAAGAUUAUGCACCCCACACAAUGAAGACUGUUAUUCCAUAGUUUAUAUAGGAAAGAAAAUAAACGCAACUGAUGAUAGAAUUAUAUUUGGUGAAUAUACUGGUUUUGUUGCUAAUAAUAGAGAAUUGUCACAAGAGAAGCAUCAAUAUAUGUUUGCUCUAACUUUCAGCAAAAAAGUAUUUAAUGAUAAAAAAAAUGUCGUUUUUAUUAAUGAAAUAGAAUCAGAUGAAGAAGAAAAUGAUAACAGUACAGAAAGCUAUAUAAAUAGCAAUACAAUUAAUAAUGAAAUUAGUGAAAAAUUAACUAACAGAAUGAACAAAAAUGUAAAGGGUAAAACCUUUUGUAAUUUAAAUAAUUCUCAAAAUGAAAACUCUACAAAUAGUAUUCAUAAAGUAAAAAGGCCAAAAGUAGGAGAUCUUAAAAAAUCAAAAAAUUUAAACAAUUUAAUUAUAUUACCAGAUAAUUAUACAUAUGCUGUUGAUUCUUCAUAUAUGUUCAAUGAAAUGUCAUUAGUAAAUCAUUAUAAGACUUGCAGUAUAUUCAAUAAUUAUGAUUUUAGAAUAAAUGCUGAAUGGCAAUUGGUUUACCUUGAUGGAUGGCCUCAUAUUAUUUUAACAUCAAUUCCAGGUAUAGAAAUUUAUCCAGGAGAAGAAAUAUUUGCUGAUUUUGGUUUUGAAUGGUUUGAAAGGAUUAAUGAUACAUGUUUAAAUGAAUUUAUCAAAAAUAAUUUUGAGCAUAGAUUAAAUAAAUUAAACUUAAGUAAAGAUAAAUUAUUUAAUGGGCUAGAUGAUAUUGUAGAAAAAUAUAAUUUAUUAAAAAAUAAUACCACAUGUAAUAUAUGUAUGCAUAAUGUUAAUAUAGAUGGAAACAAUUUUAUUACGUGUUCAGGUUGUAAUAAUAUUUAUCAUUUAAAAUGUGUUCAUAAAUUAAACGAAGAAGUUAAUGAAAAUUAUGAUUGGUUUUGUUCUAGUUGUAUUCAAUUUUCUCUGAAUUUAAUUAAUCAAAAAGAAUUUUUAAAUUAUAUUGAAAAAAAAAAUCAAAAAAAGUUCAUAAACUUCUUUAGUGAUGUUCACAUAGAUAAUCUAAAGAAAUAUAAUAAAUCAUUAUAUAAUAACACACUUGAUAAAACUAUAUGUGUUGAAUUUCAAAAUAGCGAUACUUAUAACGAACUUGAGGGGUAUGAAAAGGCAAAUAAAUUAUUGAAGAGUAAUGAUAAUAUAAACGAUAUAGAAAAGAAUAGAGAAAUUGUAGAAGAUUUAUUAGAAAAAAAAGAAAUUGAAAAUAAUUUAUUAGAAAUUAAAGAAAAUGAAGAAAAUAAUUUAUUAUUAAAUGAUUUUGAACUUCAAUUACUAGUUUAUUAUAAAAAAAAAAUUGAUGAAUUAUUGAUAAUUAGAGAAAAAAUUGAUUUCUUUUUAAAGAAUGACAAUUAUAAAAAUACCUUGAAAAGGAGAAAAGGAACACUAAGUUUUUUAACACAAAGCAAAAAGUGCAUUGAAGAUUUUCUAAGAAUAAAUGAAAAUAUUAAUAAUUUACAAAAAAAAAUGAAAGAUUCUAAUUUUACAAAAAACGAGAAUGAACAAAAAUUACAAAAAAAGAAAAGUAAUGAUAAUUUAGUAAGUAACGAAAACUAUAAAUCACCAAAAGAAGAAAAAGAAGAAAAAGAAGGAAAAGAAGAAAAUACCCUCAAAAAAGAAGAAUUACCUUUUGAGAAGCCUAGUAAUGACACUAGUGAAAUAGAUUCUAAUUUUUCGAAUACAUAUGAAAAAAUAUUAUACAAAAAAUCAAAUAACAUCGUUAAAAAUUUAAAAGAAAUGAGAAAAAAAGAUAAAAAUAACAAAGGUACCUGUUGCAAUUAUAUGAUGAAGCUAAGUAAAAAAUAUAUAGGAUUUCCAUUAAUAAAAGAUUUUGAAAAAGGAAUAAACACCAAGCAACCAUCUCUACCUUUAAAUGAUUAUCUAAAAAAACUGUCAGUCUGUUCUAGUUGCUAUAAUAAACAUCAUGAUUUAGCAAAAGCAAUUAUAUGCCGAAUAACAAAAAUGCAUUUUCAUUCUAACUAUAAUGAUUGCUUAACUGAUGAAGAUCUAUUUAAAUCAUCAAGUGAGUGUAUCCAAUCAGUUAUAAGAGAGCUAGCAAAUACUAUAAAAGAAUACAGGAAAAAGGAAUUAGAUGGUGCAUAUUUAAACAUAAUAAAAAAUAAUAAUUCUCUAAUUGAAAAUGACAAUAUGAAUUUAGAAGUAAAUUUUAGUAAUGUUACACACAAAAUAAAUAACAAUAACUUCGGUAAAAUAAAAAAGGAUGAUAAUUUUUUUUAUGAAAAAAGAGAAUCAUUAAGCAAAGAAAAUCAUAAUACAAAUGACAAAGAUUUUAAAAAACAUCUAGAUUCAUCAAAUACAGGAAAAAAUGAAAAUAUUGAUAAUUAUGAUGACGGGAAAAAAGAAAAACAUACAUUACAUAAUGAUUUAAGUGAAACAGUUAAUAAUAAAGAGAGUUAUAAGAUAAACAACUUUAAUAAAUUUAAAGAGGACAGUAAUACUGAAUUAAAUAGAAGUAAGAAUGAAGAAUAUUUGAAAAAUGAAAAGAAUGGUUUAUAUGAAAAUAAAAAAUAUUUUCAAAAUGACAUAAAUAAUUCUAGCACAAAAAAUAAUAAUGAUCAAAAUAAAAUCCCAGAAAAUGAAGAUUUAAAAAAUGAAACAUUAAAAAAUGAAAAAUUUUCUAAUAUAAAUUUAAAUAAUACAAAAGAAAUAUUAGAUAAAGAAAUAAAUCAUUUUAAUUCUAUUGUAAAUAAUAAUAAAGUAAGUAAUUUUAUUCCCCUUUUUGGUAUAGAAUUAGGAAAAACUAAAUUUCAAAGAGAAUUUACAAAUGGAACUUUUGUUGGCACUGUUACUAAGCAUAUAAAAGAUGAAGAUAAUAAUAAUUUUUUUGUUAUAACUUAUGAAGAUGGCGACGUUGAAUGGAUAACUCCUUGUUUUUUAUUUCAAGAACUUUUAAAACAGUCAACAAACAAUAUUGAAUAUCCUUUAGCUAGUAGUUUUAAGGAUUUAUUUUAUCAAGAUUUUAAAAAAGAUAUAAAACUUAAUAACUGUUCCCUUGAAUUAAAAAUUGAAAAAAAGAAAAGAAAAAGUAAUUGUGAAUAUAAUAGUAACAACAAUAGUGUUACUAAAAGACAAAAACAAACCUAUGAAGAAAAUUCAUCACGUAAUAAAAAAAGCAUAGAAUACGAUUUUAACGUAACUAAAAGAAACGUUAAUAAAUUAAAAAAUUCAGAGGCAAAUGAUUCAGUCAGGAAAAAAAGAAAAUAG